AGAUAUUAUCAUCAUAUCAUAUCAUAGAAGCCGUGUAUCAUUUCACCAGAUAUUCAUCCCUAUAUCCAGAUCUCCAGAUCUCAAAUUCAUAUUCAACUGAAUAAUCAUGGGGUUCAAAGAAACCACCACCAACAACAACUCAGAAGCAACUUCAUCAACCCACACACUCAAUCUUCCACGAGAAACCACCCCCUUAAUCAAACAAUCCCAUCAACAAUCCUCCCAAUUCAAAACCUUCGCCAACGUCUUCAUCGCCAUCGUCGGCGCCGGCGUCCUCGGCCUCCCCUACACCUUCAAACGCACCGGCUACCUCACCGGAACCCUAACCGUCUUCUCCGUCGCCUUCUUCACCUACCACUGCAUGAUGCUCCUCGUUUACACCCGUCGCAGACUCGAAUCCAUCAACGGUUUCUCCAAAAUCAACUCCUUCGGUGACCUAGGCUUUGUUGUCGCUGGUCCUCUUGGUCGAUCGUCUGUUGACAUCAUGAUUGUCUUGUCUCAGGCUGGCUUUUGUGUUAGUUAUCUCAUUUUUGUGUCCACUACGUUGGUCAACAUCUUCAAUUUGAAUCCAAUAACUCCAAACCCUAACCCUAGCUCUACUAUUUUAGGGUUAUCAGCAAAAAGCUUUUACAUUUGGGCGUGUUUUCCGUUUCAAUUAGGGUUAAAUUCAAUUCCAACAUUGACACAUUUAGCCCCUUUGAGUAUAUUUGCUGAUGUGGUGGAUAUUGGGGCUAUGGGGAUUGUUAUGGUGGAGGAUGUGAUGAUAUAUUUGAAUGCUAGACCGGUUUUACAAGCCUUCGGUGGGUUUUCGGUGUUUUUUUAUGGGAUUGGUGUGGCGGUUUACGCCUUUGAAGGGAUCGGGAUGGUUUUGCCCUUGGAAUCGGAGACGGAGGACAAGAAUAAGUUUGGGAGAGUGUUGGGGAUAACUAUUGGGUUCAUUGCUGUGAUGUUUGCUUGUUUUGGGGUACUCGGGUACUUUGCGUUUGGCGAUGAGACGAAAGAUAUUAUUACUACUAAUUUAGGUGCAGGGUGGUUGAGUAGUGUGGUUCAGUUGGGGCUUUGUUUGAAUCUGUUUUUCACUUUUCCGUUGAUGAUGAACCCGGUUUAUGAGGUUUUCGAGCGGAUGUUUUGUGAAGGGAGGUAUAGUUUGUGGGUGAGGUGGGGUUUGGUUUUGGUGGUGAGUUUGGUGGCUCUUUUCGUGCCGAAUUUUGCGGAUUUCUUGUCUUUGGUGGGGAGUAGUGUUUGCAUUGUGUUAGGGUUUGUGUUGCCUGCUUUGUUUCACUUGAUGGUGCAUAAAGAUGAAGUGGGUGUGCUUGGGUGGGUUAAAGAUGGAGCCUUUAUUGUUUUUGGUGUGAUUUUGGCUGUAACUGGUACAUGGACUUCUUUGCAAGAGAUUCUUGCACCUAAAGCUUAGAACUUGAAAGGACCAAGUGGUCAUUUCACCUGUCGGCGAAAUGAUGAGAUCUUUAUCUUGGUUUUGGUUGCGAAUUUUGAAUGAAAGCGCAAGCUUAGAUUGCGGUGUUGUAUGUAUGCGGGUUAUUAAGGGAUAAGUCGGUUGAAUCUUGGAUCAUCACUGUGAAUCUUUUGAGCCAUGUGCCAUGUUAAGGAGAUGAUUAUGGUUACAUGAAGGUAAUAGUAGUUUGUAUUUGUUGUUGUGUUAUUCAGUUAUGUACAAUAGUGUGUUUCUUGAAUUUCCUUUUUAUGGAAAGUCUUGUUUCUUGUAUUAAUUGGAAGUGUUUGAACAAAAUCUAUAUAUACACACACUUUUUUUAUUGAA
Molecule: messenger RNA, 1777 nt
Organism: Helianthus annuus (common sunflower)
Lineage: Eukaryota; Viridiplantae; Streptophyta; Magnoliopsida; Asterales; Asteraceae
Product: amino acid transporter AVT3C
Exons: 1
Coding region: 107-1414 (435 amino acids)
Biological process (GO): amino acid transmembrane transport
Cellular component (GO): vacuolar membrane
Molecular function (GO): amino acid transmembrane transporter activity
Source: RefSeq, a predicted model, not a curated record